Plasmodium gallinaceum is the source of this 2562-nucleotide messenger RNA. RefSeq names its product conserved Plasmodium protein, unknown function. NCBI's taxonomy places the organism in Eukaryota, Apicomplexa, Aconoidasida, Haemosporida, Plasmodiidae. The transcript has 3 exons. Bases 1 to 2562 code for a protein of 853 amino acids. The record is from RefSeq and is a predicted model, not a curated record.
AUGAGAAAAAAAGAAAAAAAAGAUACAUCAAAAAAAAAAAGAAAAGAUCAAGCUUUUAUAGAUUUCUUAUAUCAAAAUAUUAUAAAAAAAGAAUUAUUUAAUAUAUUCAAAGGUAAAACUUAUAAUAAUAAAAAAAAAGAGAAAUAUGCUAUAAAAAAUUUUAAUGAUAGAAAUGACAUUAGCAAAAUUAAAACUACAAAUGAAGAUGAAGAGUAUAUACUUUUUUUGAAAUAUAUUUAUAAUGAUGUGUCAUCAUUUAUUGAAAACAAUAAAAAUUAUCACUUAAUAAAUUCUAAUCUUUUAGAUAUUGAAGAUCUUAUGGUUAAUAUUUGUGACACCAUUUGUCAUAGAACUUUUAAAAAUAUUAAAACAAUAUUUGAUUCAUCAGAUGAGAAAACAAAUUCAAAAACAAAUAAUUUAAUUAAAGAAACAUUUAAAGAUGAAAAUAAUAUAAAUGAUUCUUUUUUUUUAAUACCUCCAAUGGAAUAUAUUGUAUCGUAUAUUAAUAAAUUAAGUUGUAAUGAUGUUAAAGAAUUUAUUAAAAAAAAUAAUUUUGAUAAACAAACAUUAUUUCAUACCUCUGUAAGUACUAAAUUAUUAGAUGAUGAAAUUAUUAAUCAAUAUGAAAAUUUAAAUAAUGAAGAGAAAAUAGAACUUCAAUCGAAACACUAUCUAACUACUGAUCAAUAUUCUACCAGUAAUGAGAUAGAUGAGGAAAAAUAUAAAAAUGUAUUAGAGUGUUAUUCAAUUGAAAAAAAAAAUUUACACGAUAAAAAAGAUGUAGAAGAAGAUUAUAUUUGUGUCAAUAAAAAAGUUAAUCAAGACAAAUAUAUUUAUAUGAAUAAUAAGAUAGUUAAUUGUUAUAAUGAAAAAAAUCACGAUGAACUUGAUGAAAAUAAACAUAUUAAUUAUUUGUUAUCUACAGAUAAAAAAGAAAAUGUUGAUUGUGAUAUUUAUAAUGAAUAUGAAAAUAUUUCUCUUUAUAAACAUUUGAAGAUUUAUGAUUCUUCUGAUAACAACACAUCAAAGAAUACUAACAGUGUAUUAUCUCAUUUAGAAGAAGAAAAUGUUGAUUUUAACUCAUAUUAUAUUAGUAGUGAUUCUUCAAAAAAUAAAAGUACAAAUAUAAAUUAUUUGUGCAGUGUAUCUUCUAAUAAUGAAGAAGUUGAUGAAAUUUUAUACAAAAACAAAAAAUUAGAGGAAAAAAUAAACAUCACUUUUUUAAGUGAUGAAUUAAUGAAAAAUAAUUGUGAUAAUAAUGAUAUUCUUUAUCACACUUUAAACAAUGUGGAGAAUAACGAUUUAAAUGAUAAAAUUAUUAAAUUGAGAGAUUUUAAUAAAGAUAUUUUAACUGGAAAUGAUGAAUAUGUUUGCGAUAAGUGUUAUUCCAGUGAUUCAUACAAAACUAAAAAAGAUAAUUUAUAUGAAGGAAAUAUUUAUAAUGAUUUAGAAAAUGAAAAUAAUCAUUCUAAUAAUACUAAUACUUAUACUUGUAAUUCUAAUAAUAUGGAUAUUAAUAUAGAUGAUGAUAAUUACGAUGUUAUUAUUAACAAUAAUAAUAAUGUUGUUGAAAUUAAUAAUAGUGAUAUUAAUAAUAACGAAUCUAAUGAUAUUGGUAUUAAUAAUGAUGGUAACUAUGCUUUUACUAAUAAUAACUAUAAUGAUAUAAAUUUUAAUAAUGAUAUUAAUAAUAUUGAUAUUAAUAAUGCUGAUACUGUUGAUAUCAAUAAAGUUACAAAUAAUGGUGAUAUUAAUAAUUAUGUUAGUGAAAUUGAUGCUAAUGAUAAUAAUGCAAAUGAUAUUGAAGUGAAUAUUAAUAAUAAUACUAGUAGUUUUAAUAAUAAUGGUAUUAAUAAUAUAUGUAUCAAUGAAAGUAAUGUUAAUAAAAAUGUGAAUAACAAGGAUAUUAAUAAUAAUGAUGUUAAUGAUAGUAAUAUAGAGGAAAAAGAAGUGAACUUUGAAAUAAGAAGAUUAAAUGAAAACAUAAACAAACUUAAUUCUUGUAUAGAGCAAAAUAAAUAUAAAAAUUACAUUGAAAAUAUAAAUAAUAGUGAAAAUAAUUUGGAUAAAGAGUAUAAUAAAGUAGAAAACAUUAAGAUGGAAAAUAUUAACGAUCCUAAUGAAAAGAAUAUAAAAGAGAGAAAUAAUGAUGAAAAAAAAACACCAAAAAAUAUAUUUAAAUAUGACAAAAAAGAAUAUCAAGAAAGAUUGCAAAAAUUAUUAAAGGAUACAAAUUGCUUAAAAAAUGAAUCAGGUGAAUUUAGGAAAAAUAGCAAUUUGCAUGAUGAUUAUUAUUAUUUCAAGUAUUUAAAUAAUUAUGAAAAUAAAAUUAAUCCAUACCAUUAUACAAGGGUUGAAAAAAAAGCAAAUAUACAAGUAACACCUUCCCCAUUUCCUCAAUUUUUAAGAGAUAUACAAAUUUUUAAUGUUCCUCAAAAAAAAAUAAGAUUAAAAAAAACUAACGUAAUUUUAAAUAGAGAAAAGGAGAACAAGAAAGAAGGUAAGAAAUCAAAAAUGAAAAAAAAUAUAAUAAAAAAUGAAGAAAAAGAUAAAAUGAUAUAA